UGCAUAGCCGCAGCGGAGUCCGGUGGGUUCGGAAACCUGUGGCCCUGCUCUCCGCGCGUCCCCGUCCCCCCGUGGCCCUAGCCCGGGCCAUGAAGCGCAUCUUCUCCUGCUCCAGCUCACAGGUUGCGGUGGAGAGAUGGAACCGCCGUGAUCAGAAGCUGCUGGAGGCAGUGCAGCGGGGGGAUGUGGGGCGCGUGGCUGCCCUGGCCUCCCGGAAGUCUGCCCGACCCACCAAACUAGACUCCAACGGCCAGUCCCCGUUUCAUCUGGCGGCCUCCAAAGGCCUGACUGAAUGUUUGACUAUUCUGCUUGCAAAUGGGGCUGACAUCAACAGCAAGAAUGAGGAUGGAAGCACCGCCCUGCACUUGGCCACCAUUUCCUGCCAGCCACAGUGUGUCAAAGUCCUGCUGCAGCAUGGUGCCAAUGAAGAUGCUGUGGAUGGAGAAAACCGCAGUCCAUUGCACUGGGCAGCCUCCUCUGGCUGUGCCUCAAGUGUGCUCCUGCUAUGUGACCACGAAGCCUUCUUGGAUGUUCUGGAUAAUGAUGGACGUACACCCCUGAUGAUCGCAUCGCUGGGUGGUCACGCAGCUAUCUGCUCCCAGCUGCUGCAGAGAGGUGCCCGAGUUAAUGUUACAGACAAGAAUGACAAAUCGGCUCUGAUCCUGGCCUGUGAGAAAGGCAGCGCUGAGGUGGCUGAGCUGCUCCUGAGUCAUGGAGCAGAUGCAGGGGCAGUGGACAGUACAGGACAUGAUGCCCUGCACUGCGCUCUCCACUCACAGGACAGGGCACUGCGGAGGCUGCUGCGGCAGGCCCUGAACCGGCGACGCAGGGGAGGUCAGAGGCUAGUUCAACAUUCAGAUCUUGCUUCCCAGGUCUCCCCAUCUGAGCCCCAGGUGGGCUCUCCACCUAAGAGCCCAUGGAGAGCAGAGCCUGAGGAGGAGCAAGAAGAAGAGGACGAUGAAGAUCCAUACUCAGAGGAGUGGAGGUGGAAAUAUGAAGAGGAGCAGAGGAAAGUUUCUCAGUUGGAACAGGAGCUGGUACAAAAGACAGAAGAGUGUAAGGCUCAAGCUGCAGCCUACUUGGGCCUGGAGAACCAGAUUCGAGAGCAGGUGCAGGAGCUGGAGCUCCUCCUAUCCCAAGAGCCUGGAACUCCAGGAGGGCAAGGUUCUAGUGCCCGGCCUGGAGGGGAUGGCAUGGAGCAGGGAUGUCCCCUGGACCUGCUGGCAGAACGCAUACGUGAGCUAAAGAAGCAGCAUCAGGCAGCCACAGCAAACCCAACAUUAGAACCCAAGAAGGUCCAGGAAUCAGUCCCAAGGGAGAUCCAGUAUGAAGCCCAUGAAAAAUCCCAACCAGAACAGGGGCCACCCCACAGCCCAAGGUCUGAGACCAUUGGGAAGGCCACAGGCCAACAACUGACUACUAAUGGGGGACAAGCCGUUGGCCCUGGUUGUAUGGACCAACCGAAUGCUGGCCAGAAGGAGAGGCCCCAGGCCCCAGGGGCUGAACCAGCAGGCACAGUGGCUGAACAAGUAGGCUCAGCAGCCAUGAACCAGCUCCUGCUACAACUAAGGGAGGAAUUGGCUGCAGUGUGGCGAGAAAAGGAUGCUGCCCGGGGGGCUUUAUCUAGACCAGUCCUGGAGGGGGCCCUGGGUACUUCCCGGGCUGAGGCUGCAGCAGCUGCAUGGGAAAAGAUGGAGGCCCGGUUGGAGCAGGUGCUGGUGAGGCUGGAUCGGGCAAAGGCAGGACUACAGGUGAAAUCUGAGGUUCCAGCCCAGGAGCCCAGAGAGAGAGCCCCAAAGGCAGCCACAGGGAGCAUUACCAAAGAGAAUGAAGAGAAGGAGAAAAGAGUUCCUAGGGCCUGGGGGGAGCCUCUAGGAGCUCCUGGAGGGGAACAGGCCCUGGGAGGGGGACUGGCCAAAGGACAACUGGAGAAGGAGGUGUCAGCACUGAGACUGAGCAACAGUAACUUGCUGGAGGAGUUAGGGGAGUUGGGACGAGAGCGGCAGCGAUUGCAGGGGGAGUUGCAGUCUCUGAGCCAGCGGCUACAGCGGGAGUUUGUACCCAAGCCCGAGGCACAGGUUCAGCUACAGCAGUUGCGGCAGAAUGUGGGGCUGUUGACGGAUGAACUGACUAUGGAGAAGGAGGCCACAGAGAAGCUGCGGAAGCGCCUGGCCUCCCAGAGCAGUGGCCUCCGAGAGCUGUGGGACUGCCUGCCCCCAGACCUAGUGGGGAAGGGGAGUGCAUGGGGUACAGCGGCCAUGCCCUUGGAGGAGCUGCAGACCUGCAUCAGUACCCUGGUGGACAGGCACCGCCAGGCCCAGCAGGUACUGGCUCGGCUUGAGGAGGAAAACCAGCAGCUGCGAGGAACCCCAGCCCCAUGUGGGGAGCCAGGCACUUCCUCAAAGGCCUUGGCAUCUCCUCAAGUGGCGGCUCUGGAGCAAGACCUGGGGAAGCUGGAGGAAGAGCUGCGGGCUGUUCAGGCCACGAUGAGUGGAAAGAGUCAGGAGAUAGGAAAGCUGAAGCAGCUGCUCUACCAAGCCACAGAGGAAGUGGCUGAGCUGAGAGCUCGGGAGGCGGCCAAUUUGCGGCAGCACGAGAAAACUCGGGCUUCACUGGUAGCCCAGGCCCAAGCUUGGGGCCAGGAGCUGAAGGCCUUGCUAGAAAAGUAUAACACAGCCUGCCGGGAAAUGGGUCGGCUUCGGGAGGCCGUAGCCGAGGAGCGCCGCAGGAGCGGAGACCUGGCUGCAAGCGCUGCUGAGCAGGAGCGACAGGCCAGCGAGAUGCGUGGGCGCUCGGAGCAGUUUGAGAAGACAGCAGAGCUGCUGAAAGAGAAGACGGAGCAUCUCAUUGGAGCUUGCCGGGACAAGGAGGCCAAGAUCAAGGAAUUGUUGAAGAAGCUGGAACAACUUUCAGAGGAGGUCCUCUCGGUUCGGGGAGAGAAUGCUCACCUUGCCCUGCAGCUGCAGGAUUCCCAGAAGAACCAUGAAGAGAUCAUCUCCACCUAUAGGAAUCAUCUCCUGAAUGCUGCUCGGGGCUAUAUGGAGCAGGAUGUGUACAACAUCUUGCUGCGAAUCCUCAGCAUGCAGGAGGAGUGAAGCCGCCUGGGCCUGGAUACGGGAUUUCUCUGUUGAAACAAGAGCAUCCCCAGUUGCCAGAGGCUCUAUCAGGCUGGGGAGGGUGAGG
Molecule: messenger RNA, 3183 nt
Organism: Choloepus didactylus (southern two-toed sloth)
Lineage: Eukaryota; Metazoa; Chordata; Mammalia; Pilosa; Megalonychidae
Gene: ANKRD35
Product: ankyrin repeat domain 35
Exons: 14
Coding region: 90-3095 (1001 amino acids)
Molecular function (GO): actin binding
Source: RefSeq, a predicted model, not a curated record